AUGUUAGAAAUAACAAAUAGUUGGUGUGUAAAUAUUGAUAACGGCCUCUUUAAUGCAGUUGUUUUCAUUGAUCUAAAGAAAGCGUUUGAUACUAUAGAUCACAACAUACUUCUGAUUAAAUUAAAACAUUAUGGAGUAGAUGAUAAUGCUUUGACAUGGUUCCACUCAUAUUUAACAAAUCGGAAACAAAAGUGUUUUGUCAAUGGGAACUUUUCCGACAGUUGUCCCAUAACUUACGGGGUUCCUCAGGGCUCUAUUAUUGGUUCUCUUUUGUUCUUAGUCUAUAUCAAUGACCGGCCUGAAUGCCUGAAUGAGGGGUUACCUAGAAUGUAUGCCGAUGAUACCAACAUAAGUUUUCAAAGUAGUAAAUUUGAUGAGCUUGAAGAUCUUUAUGAACAUCGAACUUGGAAAACUAAAAAGAAAGUCUUAAUGUUAAUAA
This is a messenger RNA of Paramuricea clavata, 439 nucleotides long. The record is from the annotation of a GenBank genome assembly. Lineage: Eukaryota; Metazoa; Cnidaria; Anthozoa; Malacalcyonacea; Plexauridae.